AUGUUGACCCGGUUGACGCGCUUUCUGGCAUUCGCAUUCAUUUUGUACAAACUACCACGCUUCUCUCUUCUGCGGAAGGCCCCAGCCCAUAAUUGUGACGGUCAAGCAAUGACGGACUUGUCAACAAAUGCGACCGCCAAGGAUAAGAAAGAUGGACCAAACUGGAUUCGAGGAGUCAAUCUGGGUGGUUGGCUCGUCAUGGAGCGAUAUAUAGUUCCCUACCAGUUCGCCAUCACCACUUGUCACGUCCAGGGCGAUUUUUGCUGGUACCCUGGGGCUCUAAGUGCGCCUCCUUUGUUACACAAGGACUACAAGCUCUGCGACUUGACACGCUGCCACCCUUAUCGGAAUUUGACUAUAUUCAAUGGCACGGACUAUCCCAUCGACGAAUGGAAUCUGGCCAAGGCUUUUGACAACCAAACCUUGGCCACAAAAUGGUUUGACUAUCACUUCAACAAUUUCAUUCGCAAAGAGGAUUUGGUGCGCAUGAAAAAGGCUGGUUUGACUCAUUUACGGGUGCCGUUGCCGCACUGGAUUCGUGGCGAUAUCCGGGAGAAUGAGCCUUGGAUUGCGGGAAAUCGCUGGAAAGUUUUUGUGAGGCUUUGUCAGUGGUGUCGAAAUAUUGGCCUAGAAGUUUGGCCGAAUCUACACACGGCUCCCGGUUCUCAAAAUGGCUUUGACAACUCCGGAAUCGAAAGCUCGGUCUAUACGUGUAAAGGCUGGGGGAGGCACCCAGAGAAUAUUGAGCGUACGUUGGAUGUUAUACACGAAAUUUCUGACGCGAUCGCCAAGGACCACCUGUUGGAUGUGGUCACGGGUUUUGGACUUUUGAAUGAGCCUUUCGGUGAUUGCAAGUUGAAUGGGUACGAACGGUUUCUGGAGGACGCGUUGGCUAUCACUCGUGCCAACAUGGGCCCAAACGUUCAUAUUUUCGUUUCGGACUUGUUUGGAGCCCCAAAAUUCAAUGACGGAUCCUGGUGGUUGGAUCCAGUCAAGUACCACAACACCUACUUGGAUACUCAUUUUUACCACACGUUCGACAGCCAUACGCGCUCCAUGAGUCCGAAAGAGCACAUCAAUCACGUUUGUCACCCUGAGGAACUCCAAGCCGAAAUUACUAGCUGCUGCUACCAAGACGCCCCCAGUACCAAUUCCACGCCCAGCAGAGGAGUCAAGCGCAUUUCUGCCGAAUGGAGCGCGGCCUACGACGCCAUGCCCGGAGAACUUUUGCAGUUUGUCAUGGAAGGCAUUGCGGUCAACGGGACGGCACCAGAUUUCUACCGUAUCCUGGAACCCGACCGCCGCGAAUUCUUGAGAAAAUUUGUCGAAUCUCAAAUGGUGGCGUACGAAGCAGCCGAUUCCGAUUUGGGGCGGGGCUGGUUCUACUGGACAAUCAAAAUGGAAGGCGGUGCUUUCGCUGAGUGGGACUUCUCUCGUGGUCUUGAGGAAGGCUGGAUUCCGCCCAUUGCAACCCCCGGUGUGGCGAGUCAAGAUGUUUAUGGGAACUGUGACCGCAUUUUGGAAAGCACCAACAAUUCCAUGGCUAUUGUCCACGCCUUUCCCUGGGGCGACGAAUCAUACUGGAAGCAAUAUCCGAUCGUUGAAUCUAGUGAAACGCGGAUACAUCGCAGCUUCGUUUGGCUUGGUAUAGCAUUUGUUCUAGCUUUUGCUCUGUCCAACCUUUUGCGCCGACGCCGUCAGCUUUUUGGAAAAUACACCAGCAUUGACUCCGAAGUUGACGUGGAAGUACCAGGUAAAAGCAAUCCGCAAUAUGUGCAGGAAUAG
This is a messenger RNA of Phaeodactylum tricornutum CCAP 1055/1, 1785 nucleotides long. RefSeq lists its product with no specific name. The transcript has 2 exons. NCBI's taxonomy places the organism in Eukaryota, Bacillariophyta, Bacillariophyceae, Surirellales, Neidiaceae. Gene Ontology annotation, biological process: glucan catabolic process. The record is from RefSeq and is a predicted model, not a curated record. Gene Ontology annotation, cellular component: extracellular region; cell surface. Bases 1 to 1785 code for a protein of 594 amino acids. Gene Ontology annotation, molecular function: beta-glucosidase activity.